GACCAACUCGGGGGCCAAAGGGCUUUACUUUGCGGGAUCCUCUGAGACGCAAAUUAUUAUUGUUAUUCCUCAGGAUUUUGUGUGUUGCGUCGUCGAACAAAUCCGAUUGGGUGCUAUGACGAAGCGGCAUGGUUGGUUGCUGCGUGCUCUCUUGGUCUUUGCCCUGUUCUUACAUUACCUUCGUGGAAAUGCUCGUAGACGGUAUGAUUUAGAGAAGGCGCGACGGAAACGAUGGCAUGUGGCGAGCACCCCGAAUGAUUGUACUAGUGUGGGUGGGGUGGCAAGGCGUCUUGGUCGCGCCGUUGAGGAGGCUAUGGAAGAAUCGUCUCGGCAUCAAUGGGGGAUUCAUGUGACGAUUCCAUCCAAGGUGUCGGGUUUGGACCAAGACCAGCAAGCAUCCUUUGAUGUGCCUCAUCUUCUGUGGGUAACGAAUACCACUUCUGUGGGUGACAUGGAAUCAUUUUUCUUGGCAGUUUUUCAUGCCAACGUCGGCGGAGAUUCGGAAUACACAGGCCAGUACCAAGCCAUUUAUGUAGCCCGAAGCAAUAGCAUUGAUUCUCCGGGCCAAGUCCCUUCGAAAUGGAGGGUGCUGUCCAAAUUGGCCACCAGAGGAUCCAUGGGUUACUUGCAUUGGCAUCCCGACGGAAAACAACUCUUCUUGGCCUACGAACUCGAAGACUUCUUGCAUGGAAAUACCAUUGCCAUUCGUUUGUAUCCAUCCUUACAAGCCCUGAUUACUUCCUCAUGGUAUAAUGAAGUCCAGUUGAAGCAACGAGUCAAGAUAUGGCCUUGGUUCUUUCUCCCCGUUCCGGUGGUCAGCGUGGGCACUCCAACAUUUUCCAAAGUAGUAGUGCAAGACAAGAAAACAACAAUUUACCUUCGGUUUUAUUACUACCUUUGGACUGACUUACCCGGCACGGGGAUUGUGAACUUCCAACCGCCACACGAUAAUCAGCAGCAGCAGCAUGUACUCAAAGGAUACAGCUGGAAUGCCAAACAAGAUGAUACCGUAGUGACCGCACUACGCAAGCUGCAAGUCAUGGGCAAAAUUGGUCAACGUGCCACUUUGCAACAUCCAUCCGACCACAGCAGUAGCUUUCUGCUGUUUGAAGGGAAAAUGGCCAAUGCCGACGAGCAGUAUAUUGGUUGGCUCAGUUGUCGACCAAUCCUCUACGAUGCAUCUUCUCAACAAGCGGCAAUCGUGCCGCUUGCAUUGCCCCAGCAGUUGCAGACAUUUUGCAAUCCUACAAUUACCUAUAUCCAGGGCAAUGACGACUACUGGGCCUUGUCUUUUUUCGUUCCAGGAGAACCUUUUCGAGAUGGACUGCCUGAAACCUACGCCAACUAUACUCCGGUUGAAAAGUGUCCUACCUGCGCCGCAAAUCCCAUGCAGAAGGCAGAAAGUCCUGCCAAAAAGGGAGCGCUGUUGGUCAUGAUCAAGGUGGAUUCUGUCUUUCCGUCGCCUUGUUGAUUACUACAGUACUGUAUGAACAACGGAGGUUGCUCAUAUGGAUCCUUUGCGCGUCAAGGCAUGGUCAAGUGAUGCAGUUGGCACACGUCUACCUUACCUGCCAAGGAAGUUCCUACGGUUGUCAUAGCCACAUUGCUGAUCAACAGAGGCUGCAAAGGAUUUUGUAUGCGCACCGGUUACAUUGGCAGCUGGGCAAGCAAGAAGCAGCCAGCAUCAGAGGUUACGGCAAACAACUGGAUUCAGCGUGCCACAAUUGACCUGGAAUCGACGGAAGCGGAAGAAAUCGCAUGGGGAUGGUAGGGAUGGUGCCGGUAGAGAUGGGCCAACGAAGCAGCAUGCGGGCGUUUCGGCCGGUCGCAAUUAUCGAAUGUGUUGUACCUCAUCCAGGCUUCACAGAGGCAACGGUACGACAAUCAAAAUGAAGCCAGCGCACACUUACUUGUGCUAUAGCAUAGCGAAGCUGGCAUAGGGCUCACCUGUGCUUGCUCGGACAUCUAGGGUAGCUUGGUGCAGGCACCUAACUUAGCUUUGUAGUGUUGGGAUAGGAUCGUACUUUGCUCCUGCGCCCGUCAAGAUUCGAUUCCUCUAAAAGACGCUGCAAGAAUCCCUCGCUAGCUAGCUAGGAGCUGGUAGCUAUCCAAGAGGCCUCGAAGAUGGGCAUCGAUCCUGCUUCGGAGUAGCAUAUGUUCGUCUGUACAUGUGCCACUCGUUGCGAUUCAAGAAGAACAAUGAGCUGCAACUCCGAGCACAACAAACUUCAACCCAAGAAACCUUUGUGCACGUGACUCCGAGAUAGACUACUUCAGAAGCUGCAGUGUGCAUGUGUGCAUUGAUACUAGUACCGCGAAAGACGAGUCCAGAUAUAUUGAUGGACAAAUAUGUCGCUCCACUUACGGUGCUACCGGUGGCUACGACUGUACUAGCCUUCCCAGGAGGAUACGUCGUGCGCAGCACUCGAAUUUCUUUGGCAACUCCAUCAUGCCUUUUACUUCGCCCGAAGCCGCCAGCCACGCACUCGUUCCUUUGUGACGAGCGGCGCCAUCAUUAUAGUUUGCAGCACUCCUCACUACCGGUGGACUGCCCCUAUACUAGCUAUCCUGAUGGCCAUGCCACUCGAUAGCUUGUGCUUUGAGACCACCAGCUCGUACUCUAGCUAGCCAGCAGUACAUCUUCCACUUGUAAUCGAGAAAGGAAUUUGCAACUUUUACAAAAAAAUUUACGGACACUGUCUAAGAGACUGUCAUUCCCACAAAUGCUUUAGUUGAGACAAUCUGCGCAACCCCAAGUACACCCCUUCAAAUCUGCCCACCCACUUGCGUGUACAGACCAGAGGGGCCGGUAAAGCUGCCCAACGCAAUCAAUUGCAUCUUUGUGAUGCUUGCCAUCUUUGAUGGUAAAAUACAAGCAUUCUGGAUCAUUGACGACACGCUUGUUCGUUCUUGCAACGGGAGGAUAGUGGGCAUAGGCAUAUGGCUCGCCUGUGUGGGUGGCACUCACAUUAAGUUCUUCCACAACAACUUGCCCUCCUCCGUUUUCCUUGAUGGACUCAUACUGAAGGCGAAUGUCGGGAAAACUCUUGUGGAUCUUAUUCAACUCAACUGCAAAGAACUUUGCCGUAUUGAUUGGAGACUCUUCAAACUGAACUUCAACACCAUCAUCUGCAAAGAAACCACAAAUUUCUCCCACCGUGGCAGCCGUGUUGUUCCAAGCGUCCAUGAGCCGGGUAACAAUUUUUUCAUUGGUUGUGACAUGCUCCUCCACGAUGUCUGGAAUGUCAGUGGCAUUGGUAGCUGCGGUGUCACUGCUCAGACUGGUGCUGGAAACAGAAGUAUCACAGGUCACGUCUGAGGAUGGUGGAGCUUGCAACUUGCCACCAAUCUGCAUGUACAAGCCAGGCCCCCCAUUCAUGUCUCCCAAAGAAAUGAUUUGCAUGACAGCGAUCUUGCCAUUCUUGAGGAAGAACAGGAACCUUUCAGGGUCAUUGAUAACAUGCUUGUUGGUGGUUGGAACCGGAGGAAAGUAAGCAAAGCCAUAAGGCUCUCCUGUAUGAGUGGCACUGACUCGAAUGCUCUCCACAAACACUUGCCCAGGGCUCUCCUCCUUGAUCGUCCCAUGCUCAAAGUUGAUAUCAGGAAAGCUCUUG
Seminavis robusta is the source of this 3614-nucleotide messenger RNA. NCBI's taxonomy places the organism in Eukaryota, Bacillariophyta, Bacillariophyceae, Naviculales, Naviculaceae. The record is from the annotation of a GenBank genome assembly.